AUGUUGACAAAGGAGAAGGAAUGGCAAGCUGUCAAGAAGAAAUCAGCUGCAAGGGGCACUGCAAUGAUGUCAAUAGGUGAUGGAGCAGAAUGGGUGCAAAGAGAUAGAGCAGAAGAACAAACCUCCAAACAUAUCCAAAUAAAACUGAUUACAUGGAAUGUUAGAGGGCUGAGUAAAGAUCAUAAGCAAAGGGAGGUACGGAAGUUUAUACAUGAGAAUAAAGUAGACUUACUAGCAAUAGUAGAACAUAAAGUAAAUAAGAAACAUGUUGAGGCAAUAAUAAAGAGAAUAGCUCAAGGGUGGAAUUGGGUUGCAAACUACAAUGCUCAAGACAAAGGCAGAAUAUGGAUUUUAUGGAAUCCUCAUGUCCUCACCUUUACUGCACAGAUCAUCCAUGAGCAAUUUAUCUAUGGAGUUAUAAGAGGACAAAGUACUAGUUUCCAUUUUGCAGCAAUCUAUGGUUUGCACACAGUAGAAAGCAGAAGAGAACUCUGGUCUGAACUCAGGAAUAUUCAUGCUGGUGUGCAAAUUUCCCUACUCUUGAUGGGUGAUUUCAAUGCCAUCAAAGAACUGGAAGAUCGAUCAAGCAACAAUAUUGUACAUGAUAGUGAUGUUAAGGAUUUCAAGGACUUUCUGUUUAAUACUGGAAUGGAUGAGUUACCAUAUGUGGGAAGUAAGUAUACGUGGAGUAAUGGACAUGUACAAAGCAAGAUUGAUUGGUCCAUUGUAAACACGACAUGGUUGCUACAAAUGCCACCAACCUCUGUUAUUAUUAUGGAACCUUUCUUCUCUGACCAUUCACCCUUGUUAAUUGUGGUGGAUGAACAGAGUAGGAGAGCACCCAAACAAUUUAAAUUUUUCAACUAUAUGGCUGAUCAAGAGGAAUUCCAUGAGACGGUUGCAACUUGCUUGGCAAAACAGGUAAAAGGCUCAGCUUUAGAAAAAGUUUGGCAGAAACUCAAAAAUGUUAAACAUGGAAUACAGGGGCUGAAGAGCACAAAGUAUAAUGGGGUGGAAAUAAAGGUUCAAGAGUAUAAAGAACAACUACUAGCAGUCCAACAGCAGAGGAUAAAUGGGCAACAUCCAGAACUGAAUGACACUGAAAGAGAACUAAGAAAACAAUUUGAGAAAUGGGCAGCCAUUGAAGAAAGCAUUGCUAGACAUAAAUCAAGAGUACGAUGGCUUAAACUUGGAGACUCAAACUCUACAUUCUUUUUUACUAACAUGAAAAAUAGGAAUGUGCAGAACAGGAUUCAUGUUCUGAAAGCUUCAAAUGGGAAUUUGAUACAGAAUCCAGAGGGCAUAGAACAUGAAAUUGGUAAUUUCUAUCAAUGUCUACUGGGAACUACUACUCCACACUUACCUGAUGCGGAUCCUAUCAUAUUCAUACAGGGUUAUAUUCUGCCCAGGAAAGAACAACUUAAUCUAAUUACACCAGUCACAAAGGAGGAGAUCAAACAAGCCCUAUAG
Messenger RNA from Lycium barbarum (goji berry), 1470 nucleotides. RefSeq lists its product as uncharacterized. Gene Ontology annotation, molecular function: catalytic activity. The record is from RefSeq and is a predicted model, not a curated record. NCBI's taxonomy places the organism in Eukaryota, Viridiplantae, Streptophyta, Magnoliopsida, Solanales, Solanaceae. The coding region runs from base 1 to 1470 and encodes 489 amino acids. The transcript is spliced from 2 exons.